Molecule: messenger RNA, 1376 nt
Organism: Zingiber officinale
Lineage: Eukaryota; Viridiplantae; Streptophyta; Magnoliopsida; Zingiberales; Zingiberaceae
Exons: 7
Coding region: 150-1205 (351 amino acids)
Source: RefSeq, a predicted model, not a curated record
GCAAGUAAAACAUUAACCGGGCGGUAAACAAUUGCCGCCCUUAAAUUCAGGGUUUUGUUAGAUGUUCCGCAGCUCUGUCGCCGCCGCCGCCUCGGCGUUGCGUUGCUCGCCCCAUCCUCCGCUCUCCGACCUAUCUCACAGCUUCGUCCAUGGCCGGCGAAUUGCGGAAGUCGGCUGUUCUCUACCACUACCCGUGUCCCGACGGUGCUUUUGCCGCCCUCGCUGCCCAUCUCUACUUCUCCGCUGCUUCCUUGCCGGUUCUCUUCUUCCCUAACACCGUCUACAACCCGAUCAGAGUUUAUGAUCUUCCUCUAGGUGAAAUAAAUGAAGUCUAUCUCUUGGAUUUCAUUGGAUCCUCUGGUUUUAUCGGGGAACUAUAUCCAAAAGUCGAGAGUGUGAUAAUAUUAGACCAUCAUAAGACUGCAGUUGAAGCUCUCUGUGGCAAUGCUUCAUUUGGCAAGAAUGUGAUAAAGGUUAUUGAUAUGAAUAAGAGUGGUGCUACAAUUGCAUUUGACUUCUUUAAAGAAAAGCUUUUAAAAAGAAGUGAUACUUUGAGAGGUCUUGGAAUCCACAACCAUCAGGAGGCAGGUCAAAAAAAUUUGUCUGGUUGCAAAUUUGAAAGAGUACAGAAGCUCUUUGAAUACAUUGAAGAUGGUGACAUAUGGAGGUGGAAGCUCCCGCACAGCAAAGCUUUUAGUAGUGGCUUGAAAGAUAUGAAUAUAGAAUACAAUGUGAAUGUGAAUUCAGCUUUGUUUGACCAGUUGCUUGCCUUGGACCCUGAGGAUAUCAUCGCUAUUGGUCAAAAGACACUGUCACAUAAGCAGGAAUUAAUCGAUCAAGUUCUUCAGCAGUCAUAUAUAAUUGGAAUAGGAGAGGGAUUAUUUGGACAGUGCUUGGCUGUUAAUGCUGACUCAAUUUCGGACCUAAGGAGUGAGCUAGGAAACCAGUUGGCUAUAAAAAGCCGAGAUACAGGACUCAGGGGAAUCGGAGCCAUAGUUUACAAAGUGCCUCAACUCAACAACGACCAUUUGCUGAAAAUAAGCCUCAGAAGUGUCGACUCGGAGGACACCACACCCAUCUCAAAGCGAUAUGGGGGAGGCGGACAUCAGAAAGCUAGUUCAUUUAUGCUAAAGUGUGCUGAAUUUGAGGAGUGGAAAGCACAAACCUAUUCUUCAACUACACCUUCCUUGGGGAAACAAAGCUGAGGCACAUUCCAUACGCGAAGAAAGAAAUCUUUCCUAUUUAUGCUAUCAAAUUCUAUACACUUGGUAGUUUGCUUGUUAGAUAAUUAUAAUCUCAUUUGUUUAAGGGUAGCGACAUCAUUUAAAUAAUGAGUUUGCCGCAUUUUAUCAUAAGAUGAUUAUUAAGUUCUCUCA